This is a messenger RNA of Elephantulus edwardii (Cape elephant shrew), 2061 nucleotides long. RefSeq names its product chromosome unknown open reading frame, human C18orf8 (gene RMC1). Gene Ontology annotation, biological process: regulation of autophagy. Gene Ontology annotation, molecular function: protein binding. Lineage: Eukaryota; Metazoa; Chordata; Mammalia; Macroscelidea; Macroscelididae. Gene Ontology annotation, cellular component: Mon1-Ccz1 complex; lysosomal membrane; late endosome membrane. The record is from RefSeq and is a predicted model, not a curated record. The transcript is spliced from 20 exons. Bases 3 to 1976 code for a protein of 657 amino acids.
CCAUGGGCGAGGAGGACUACUACCUGGAGCUCAGCGACCGGCCGGUGCAAUUCGAGAAGGCGAACCCGGUCAACUGCGUCUUCUUUGAUGAGGCCAACAAGCAGGUGUUUGCCGUCCGAUCUGGAGGCGCUACUGGGGUUGUAGUGAAAGGACCCGACGAUCGGAACCCCAUUUCAUUUAGAAUGGAAGAUAAAGGAGAAGUGAAGUGCAUUAAAUUUUCCCUAGAAAAUAAGAUUUUGGCCGUUCAGAGGACCUCAAAGACUGUGGACUUUUCUAAUUUCAUCCCUGAUAAUUCUCAGCAGGAGUACACACAGGAAUGCAAGACCAAGAAUGCCAACAUCUUAGGAUUCUGCUGGACCAGUUCUACUGAAAUUGUCUUUAUAACAGAUCAAGGAAUUGAAUUUUACCAGGUUUUACCAGAGAAACGGAAUCUGAAACUGCUGAAGAGUCAGAACAUCAACGUGAAUUGGUACAUGUACUGCCCCGAGAGCGCUGUCAUCCUGCUGUCCACCACCGUCCUUGGCAACGUCCUGCAGCCCUUUUAUUUUAGGGGUGUCACUAUGUCCAAGCUGCCCAAGUUUGAGAUUGAACUGCCCGCCGCACCCAAGUCAACGAAACUCAGCCUUUCCGAAAGAGACAUGGCGAUGGCUACGAUAUAUGGACAGCUUUAUGUUCUCUUCUUGAGGCAUCACUCACGGACAUCCAAUAGCACCGGAGCGGAGGUGGUGCUCUACCAUGUACCACGAGAAGGUACCUGUAAAAAGAUGCACAUACUGAAGUUGAAUAGGACGGGGAAGUUUGCCCUGAACGUGGUGGACAACUUGAUAGUCGUUCACCACCAGGACACGGAGACGUCUGUCAUAUUUGACAUCAAGCUGAGGGGCGAGUUUGACGGGGCCCUUACAGUCCAUCACCCUGUGCUCCCCCCAAGAUCAAUUCAGCCCUACCAGAUCCCCAUGGCAGGUCCUGCUUCCGUGACCAGCCAGUCUCCUGUUCCCUGUAAGCUCUAUUCCUCAUCCUGGAUUGUCUUCCAGCCUGACAUCAUCAUCAGUGCGAGCCAAGGUUACCUGUGGAACUUGCAAGUGAAGCUUCAGCCCAUAGUCAACCUCUUGCCAGAUAAAGGAAGGCUGAUGGACUUUCUCCUCCAGAGAAAAGAGUGCAAGAUGGUCAUCCUGUCUGUCUGUUUCCAAAUGUUAGGCGAGUCAGACAGAGCCACGCUGCCGGUGAUCGCCACUGUUUUUGAUAAACUCAAUCACGAGUAUAAGAAGUACCUGGAUGCUGAGCAGAGUUAUACAACGGCAGUAGAAGCGGGGCAGAGUCGAAGUAACCCACUGCUAAGAAAGCCUGUGCGGACGCAGGCGGUGGUCGACCAGUCUGACAUGUACACCCACGUCCUGUCCGUGUUCUCGGAGAACAAGGAGCUGCCUCAUAAGUUUGUGAUAGCUGUGCUGAUGGAAUAUAUUCGCUCUCUAAACCAGUUCCAGAUUGCAGUGCAGCAUUACUUACAUGAGCUGGUUAUCAAGACGCUGGUCCAGCACAACCUUUUCUACAUGCUGCACCAGUUCCUGCAGUACCAUGUCCUCAGUGACUCCAAGCCUCUGGCCUGUCUCCUGCUCUCCCUGGAAAGUUUCUAUCCUCCUGCUCAUCAGCUGUCUCUGGAUAUGUUGAAGAGACUUUCAACCGCAAAUGAUGAGAUUGUGGAAGUGCUUCUCUCCAAACACCAGGUGUUAGCUGCCUUACGGUUCAUCCGGGGCAUUGGUGGCCAUGACAACAUAUCUGCACGAAAAUUCUUAGAUGCUGCAAAGCAGACUGAAGACAACAUGCUUUUCUAUACGAUAUUCCGGUUUUUUGAACAGCGCAACCAGCGUUUGCGGGGGAGUCCUAAUUUUACGCCAGGCGAACACUGUGAGGAGCAUGUUGCUUUCUUCAAGCAGGUUUUUGGAGAUCAAGCUUUAAUGAAGCCCACCACAUUCUGAGAGAAACUACUUCCUAGUUUGUUUUUUUUAUAUAUAAAAAUGUGUACAAAGUUAAUUUAUUGCAUUAAUAAAGGUCUUUAAACUA